Pseudopipra pipra is the source of this 2403-nucleotide messenger RNA. RefSeq names its product DEAD-box helicase 31 (gene DDX31). Bases 82 to 2184 code for a protein of 700 amino acids. Gene Ontology annotation, molecular function: nucleic acid binding; RNA helicase activity; ATP binding. NCBI's taxonomy places the organism in Eukaryota, Metazoa, Chordata, Aves, Passeriformes, Pipridae. Gene Ontology annotation, cellular component: nucleus. The record is from RefSeq and is a predicted model, not a curated record. The transcript has 20 exons. Gene Ontology annotation, biological process: ribosome biogenesis.
CGGGGCUCGCUGCCGCCCUGCCUUCACGGACCGGGCCGGGCGAGGGGCGGCCCCGGGGGCCUACGGAGGAGAGGGAGGGACAUGGCGGCGGGAGCGGGGCCGCGCGGGAUCGGCGCGCAACCCGGUGCUCUGAAGAGGAAGCUCCAGUCACCACACGGAAACCCACCUGAGAAACGCCCACGGAAACCAUCCCUGAACACCUUCAGGAAAGGUGCCACAGAGGCUGACAGGAGGGGGAAGGGGAAUCCACCACAAAAGCCAGUUUCCAAGAAGCAGCUGACUGACAACCGAAAUGAAAGCCAGAAGAGCAGACCUUUCAUUAAGACGUCCAGCCUGUUCAAAAACAACCCAGAUAUCCCAGAAAUUCACAGAAAAGCAGUGCAGCAGGUGCAAGAAAAUGUUUUCACUACGGAUUCUUUCAGACAGUUAGACCUCCAUCCUCAUCUGAUCUCCACCAUAAACACUGUCCUGAACAUAAGUAGCAUGACCAGUGUUCAGAAGCAAACAAUUCCUGUGCUCCUGCAAGGCAGAGAUGCUCUGGUGAGAUCUCAGACUGGCUCAGGUAAAACUCUUGCCUAUGGGAUUCCACUUGUACAGUCUUUGCAAGGAAUGGAAUCCAAAAUACAGCGCAGUGAUGGCCCUUAUGCACUUGUACUCGUCCCAACAAGAGAGCUUGCACUCCAAAGUUUUGAUACAAUGCAGAAACUGCUCAAGCCAUUUACCUGGAUUGUGCCUGGAGUGCUAAUGGGGGGAGAAAAGAGAAAAUCAGAAAAAGCCAGAUUACGUAAAGGGAUAAAUAUCCUCAUUUCCACCCCUGGUCGCCUGGUUGAUCACAUCAAGUCCACAGAAUGUAUUCAUUUCCGUCACACUCAGUGGCUCAUUAUUGAUGAAGCAGACAGGAUCCUGGACCUGGGCUUUGAGAAGGAUGUGGCUGUGAUACUCAACACUUUAAAUGCCCACAGGGAGACACGUCAGAAUGUCCUGCUGUCAGCCACCCUCACAGAAGGAGUAACUCGACUGGCCGAUAUCAGUUUGAAUGAUCCCAUCAGCAUUUCCAUAGCAGAUGAAAUCCAGAAGGUGCUCAAACCAGCAUCACAAAAGGAUAGAGAAGCCAGUAGUUCAUCGAACUGCACGGAGCAGGAAAACUUUGCUGUUCCAGAGAAGCUCAAGCAGUAUUUCGUGAUGGUCCCCAGCAAACUGAGGCUUGUCACAUUAGCAGCUUUUAUCCUUGGGAAAUGCAAGUUUGAAAAACACCACAAGAUGAUCAUCUUUUUCUCCAGCUGUGAACAAGUGGAAUUCUACUAUGAUCUCCUUGUAAAGGUCCUUGCAGGAGGGCCAGAGUUGGAACAACCUGGGCAUUCAUCUCCCUCCUCCGUGUCCUUACAGUUUCUCCGUCUGCACGGCGACAUGGAACAGGAAGAAAGAACAGAGGUCUUCCAGGAGUUCCUAAAAUCCAAGACCGGGGUCUUGCUUUGCACUGAUGUUGCAGCACGGGGACUAGACCUGCCUCAAGUUACAUGGAUCGUACAGUGCAGCGCUCCGGCUUCACCUGCGGAAUACAUCCACCGGAUCGGGAGGACGGCUCGCAUUGGCUGCCACGGGAACAGCCUGCUUGUCCUGGCGCCUUCGGAGGCAGGAUAUGUCAGCUUGCUGGCUUCUCACAAGAUUAAUGUUUCAGAGAUGAAGAUGGAGAAGGUGUUAACCAGCCUGAUGAAAGAUGAUCGCUUCAAGUUGCACAGACCAGGAAGGAAGAAAUCCUGUGGCACCAACCCUCAGGAAGUCCGGGAGAGGGCCACGGUCCUGCAGACCAAAUUUGAAAAUCACGUUCACUCCAGCGAGGGGACGGUCCGGUGGGCAAAGAAAGCACUGCAGUCUUUCCUUUGUGCCUAUACCACCUACCCCAGGAACCUCAAGCACAUCUUCCACAUCAAGUCUCUCCACCUGGGUCACGUGGCCAAGAGCUUUGGCCUGAGAGAUGCCCCCCAGAACCUGACUGCUCUUCCAACUGCAGGCUCAAAGAAGAAAACCAAGCCAAGACCAAAAAGGUCUGACCUGCUCAAGAAGACCCACGGCAAACGUCGCCUUGCCGAGAUCCUGCGCUCUGAAUAUUCCAGUGGGAUGGACACCAAGGUCAGGAGGAAGAAAAAGCGGAGGAAACCUGGCAACCAGCAGAUUCCAACAUAAGCCAGGACCUCCCAGCCAUUAGCUGUAAAACCUGCUUGAGUGCCUCAGCCGGGGGGCAGGGUGACCUGCCAAACCAACUGAGGAGUGUUUCAAUUUAUCAGGCAAAUGUGGGAGGGAUCUUGGGGACCGUGGCCUCCUCCCCUUCAUUCCAUAGGUCCAAAUGGAAUCGAAUCCAGGCGUGUCCUGUUGUACUGCUGCAAUUAAACGUGGCCUCCUGAA